Nerophis ophidion (straightnose pipefish) is the source of this 3663-nucleotide messenger RNA. It is a transcript of the gene galnt13, whose product is annotated as UDP-N-acetyl-alpha-D-galactosamine:polypeptide N-acetylgalactosaminyltransferase 13. Lineage: Eukaryota; Metazoa; Chordata; Actinopteri; Syngnathiformes; Syngnathidae. The record is from RefSeq and is a predicted model, not a curated record. The coding region runs from base 454 to 2145 and encodes 563 amino acids. Gene Ontology annotation, cellular component: Golgi apparatus. The transcript has 13 exons.
UCUCCCGCCGCUGUGGAUAGAUUGCACCGAAUCUCCUACUUCGACAUGUCGCCAUCCUCCCCUCGGAGACAUCUCUCCCCAUACGUUAAGUUAUGUUAUGUCUCGGGGUGAAAUUUCUCCACGACAAUUAUUGUAUCGACGGUACGCGUGUUUCCCGCCUUACUGCGGCAACCCCAGCUGGUAUUGAGGAGUCCAAACAGGUACGGCGAGCGUCGACAUCGCACCGGUUUGUUUACUAUCGUCUUCUGAGAUGGACUUCAACUCUUUGAUUCUUUUCCUGCGUGAGCUCCCUUCAAUAUUUGGCAUGAUGCCUCCUGCUCAAACUGGCCCAGUCCCCUCCAGCUUUCAUCCUUCCAUCUUUAUAUCGCAGCAACGUACCAAGCUCUCCUCGGUGUUUGGGGUUUGACGAGCGCUCCCCUCACAACACCCAUUGGCUGGCAUACCGGGGAUUUGAUGCGGCGCUUUGUCUACUGCAAGGUGGUGUUGACCACCUCUUUAGUUUGGGUGCUGGUGGAUGUCUUCCUGCUGCUCUACUUCAGCGAGUGUAACAAAUGUGACGACAGGAAGGACCGCUCGCUCCUUCCUGCCCUACGCGCUGUGAUAUCCCGUGGCCACGGGGGUCCCGGUGAGAUGGGCAAGGCAGUGAACAUCCCCAAGGAAGACCACGAGAGGAUGAAGGAGCUCUUUAAGAUAAACCAGUUCAAUCUAAUGGCCAGCGAUAUGAUUGCACUCAACAGGAGUUUACCGGAUGUCAGGUUGGAUGGCUGUAAGACCAAGGUAUACCCUGACAACUUGCCAAACACCAGCAUAGUCAUCGUGUUCCACAAUGAGGCAUGGAGCACCUUGCUGCGGACAGUCCACAGUGUCAUCACCCGCUCCCCGAGGCACUUACUUGUGGAGAUUCUACUGGUGGAUGACUUCAGCGAGAGAGACUUCUUAGGUAAAAAGUUGGAGGAUUAUGCGCAAACACUGGAUGUGCCAGUUAAAAUCCUAAGGAUGGAGCAGCGUUCAGGUCUCAUCCGAGCCAGAUUGAGGGGAGCCGCUGCCACCAGAGGACAGGUUAUCACUUUCCUGGACGCCCACUGUGAAUGUACUGUCGGGUGGUUGGAACCCCUGCUGGUCCGCAUCAAAGAGGACAGGACAGCAGUAGUGUGUCCCAUCAUUGACGUCAUCAGUGACGAGUCCUUCGAAUACAUGGCCGGCUCUGACAUGACCUACGGGGGAUUUAACUGGAAGCUGAAUUUUCGCUGGUACCCUGUUCCUCAGCGGGAGAUGGAUCGGCGUAAGGGUGACCGAACACUUCCUGUCAGAACCCCCACCAUGGCAGGAGGGCUGUUCUCUAUAGACAAAACAUACUUUGAAGAAAUAGGAAGCUACGAUCCAGGAAUGGAUAUCUGGGGUGGAGAGAACUUAGAGAUGUCGUUCAGAAUCUGGCAGUGUGGCGGCUCUUUGGAGAUUGUCACAUGUUCCCACGUUGGCCACGUUUUCCGGAAGGCUACUCCUUACAGUUUCCCCGGUGGAACAGGCCAAGUCAUCAACAAGAACAACAGGCGGCUGGCAGAAGUCUGGAUGGAUGACUUCAAAGAUUUCUUUUAUAUCAUAUCCCCAGGUGUGAUGCGUGUGAACUACGGUGACGUCUCUUCCCGAAAAGCCCUUCGUGAAGCCUUGAAGUGCAAACCGUUCUCCUGGUACCUGGAGAACAUCUACCCAGACUCUCAGAUCCCGAGAAGAUAUUACUCGCUCGGUGAAAUCAGGAACGUUGAGACCAACCAAUGUGUUGACAACAUGGGGCGAAAGGAGAAUGAGAAAGUGGGCUUUUUCAACUGCCACGGCAUGGGUGGAAACCAGGUCUUCUCUUACACGGCAGACAAAGAAAUCCGAACGGACGACCUCUGUUUGGACGUUUCCCGCCUCAACGGGCCUGUCAUCAUGCUCAAGUGUCACCACAUGAAGGGCAAUCAGAUGUUCGAGUACGACGCCGAGCCGCUCGGGUUGCACGGUUCACUUGAUCAGCUGUGUUCUCCUCUUUCACCCAGUUUGUUGGCAAAUGGGAAUAUGAUUUUGAGAGACUCACCUUGCUGCACGUCAACAGCAACCAGUGUUUGGACAUGCCGUCGGAGGAGGACAGGACGGUCCCCACCUUGAGGGACUGCAACGGGAGCCGCUCCCAGCAGUGGCUGCUCCGCAACAUGACCCUGAAGGUGCUAGCGGACUCCAACGUACAAUGGGAGGAGCGGACUCCGCACUGAAAGGUCACCACUGCUUACGAAGUCAACGUGGUAGUUUUUCUGUGACGUUUCCGUUAAACACGACAUCCCCCCCACCCCCUGGUUUUACAAAGCAGUAAACUAACGAAUAGUAUCGUUUAUAUAGCCAUUAAAUACCACAAGAGAGGAGGAAGGGUUUCAUUGAUUGUUUGAUUAAAACUUGUAUUAGUAGAUUGCACAGUUUAGUACAUAUUACGUACAAUUGACCACUAAAUGGUAACACCCCAAUAAGUUUUUCAACUUGUUUAAGUCGGGGGUCCAGGUUAAUCAAUUCAUGGUAAAUCGGCGUGGAAAACAUUUUAUUCGUACGCUGGCCUGAUUUAAAGUCCUACUGAAAGCCACUACUAGCGACCACGCUGUCUGAUAGUUUAUAUAUCGAUGAUGAAAUAUUAACAUUGCAACACAUGCCAAUACGGCCUUUUUACUUUACUAAAUUGCAAUUUUAAAUUUCGCACGGAAGUGUCAUGCUAAAACGUCGCGGUGCACGUGACGUCAUGCAUUGUAGAGGACGUUUUGUUCCAGCACCGUUCGCAGCUGUAAGUCGUGUGUUUUUAUCGCAUAAUUCCACAGUAUUCUGGACAUCUGUGUUGCUGAAUCUUUUGCAAUUUGUUCAAUGAAUAUUGGAGACGUCAAAGAAGAAAGCCGUAGGUGGGAAGCGGUGUAUUGCGGCUGCCUUUUAGCAACACAAACACAGCCGGUGUUUCAUUGUUUACAUUCCCGAAAGAUGACGCUGAAGCCACGCAGCACAAGUAAGACAUGAAAUGUUGAUGCCAACUAACAUUCUGAAACCCACUACUACCGACCACGCAGUCUGAUAGUUUAUAUAUCAAUGAUGAAAUAUUAACAUUGCAACACAUGCCAAUACGGCCGGUUUAGUUUACUAAAUUGCAAUUUUAAAUUUUGCGCGGAAGUAUCAUGCUAAAACAUCGCGGUGCACGUGACGUCACGCAUUGUAGAGAACAUUUGGUUCCAGCACUGUUCACAGCUAUAAGUCGUCUCGUUUCAUCGCAUAAUUCCACAGUAUUCUGGACAUCUGUGUUGCUGAAUCUUUUGCAAUUUGUUCAAUGAAUAUUGGAGACGUCAAAGAAGAAAGCUGUAGGUGGGAAGCGGUGUAUUGCGGCCGCCUUUAGCAACACAAACACAGCCGGUGUUUCAUUGUUUACAUUCCCGAAAGAUGACGCUGAAGCCACGCAGCACAAGUAAGACAUGAAAUGUUGAUGCCAACUAACAUUCUGAAAGCCACUACUACCGACCACGCAGUCUGAUAGUUUAUAUAUCAAUGAUGAAAUAUUAACAUUGCAACACAUGCCAAUACGGCCGCUUUAGUUUACUAAAUUGCAAUUUUAAAUUUCGCACGGAAGUAUCAUGCUAAAACGUCGCGGUGUGAUGACGCGUG